UCCAUGCACGCGAUGGUCCUGACGUUGCGGUUACGCAGUGGAACAUGGCGGUUUGCUAGAGAGGUGACUGCUGCGGAGCCGAGCGUUUUCCAUUGCGGAUGGACAGCAUUGUGAUUAGAUUCGGACAAGUAUGAAGGAUGUGAAAUUGAUUUGUUGGAAGUUCUGCUUCUAUGGACACUGUACAAAACCUGCGUGCAUGAUUAAUUUUUGCAACCACGAUGUGAUUUGGGAUCACAUUUUUCAGAGAACUUUGUCUUCAUGAAGAUUCCUGACAUUGGUGAUGUGAUGAAUAAAUUUGAAGUCCUUAGAAUUGUAGGUGAAGGAGCCUAUGGGGUGGUACUAAAGUGCAGGCACAAGGAAACCAAUGAAAUUGUGGCUAUCAAGAAGUUCAAGGAUAGUGAAGAAAAUGAAGAAGUUAAGGAGACGACAUUGAGGGAGCUUAAAAUGCUCCGUACUCUAAAGCAAGAAAAUAUUGUUGAACUUAAGGAGGCUUUUCGAAGAAGAGGAAAGCUAUAUUUAGUCUUUGAAUAUGUAGAGAAGAAUAUGCUUGAAUUACUUGAAGAAAUGCCAAAUGGUGUUCAGCCUGACAAAGUGCGGAACUAUAUCUAUCAACUAAUCAAAGCAAUUCACUGGUGCCACAAGAAUGAUAUUGUUCACCGAGAUAUAAAACCAGAGAAUCUUCUAAUCAGCCACAAUGAUAUGUUGAAGUUGUGUGAUUUUGGAUUUGCUCGGAAUUUGUCAGAGGGCAGCAAUGCAAAUUACACAGAAUAUGUGGCCACUAGGUGGUAUCGUUCACCUGAACUACUACUUGGAGCUCCAUAUGGAAAGGCUGUUGACAUGUGGUCUGUGGGCUGCAUUCUUGGAGAACUAAGUGAUGGGCAACCACUUUUUCCAGGAGAGAGUGAAAUAGAUCAACUUUACACAAUUCAGAGAGUAUUGGGACCACUGCCAUCUGAGCAGAUGAAGCUGUUUUACAGUAAUCCUCGCUUUCACGGCCUACGGUUUCCUGCUGUAAACCACCCUCAAACUCUGGAAAGAAGAUACCUGGGUGUUAUUAGUGGAGUUACGCUAGACCUCAUGAAGAAUUUGCUGAAACUGAAUCCAUCUGAAAGAUACCUAACAGAACAGUGCUUGAACCACACUGCUUUCCAGACCCAGAGACUUUUGGAUAGAUCUAGUGGUACUUCCCCAACACGAGUGACUAAAAGGAAAACUCAUCAUGCAGAAAAUAGAAAUCAUGGUAGCAAAAGUGCAUCACUGUCUGUUCGAUCAGAUAGCCGAGAUCAGCAGAAUCUAGGUGUCAAUGUUAAGCGAGGUGAUGACAGCAGUCAACAUGAUAACCUUUCCUGUGAAAGUUCUUCCCCACACAGCCCUGCUCUUAUUCCUUCACCAGACUAUCAACAGACCAAACAGAAUCUCUCUAGUAGUAAAGAUUUUACCACCACUAAUUUACCACUCCUUCCUAGUCCACGCCUGGUGUCCAAGGAAGCACAUGCAAAGUCUAAAACUGAUAUCCAGACUGAUCAGAAGAUUGCAGAAGGUCCUGGUGCAAAAUAUUUAAAACCUAAUACAAAAUCACAGCAGAAUAGGCAUUCAUUUUUAGAAAUGCCACAAAAUAAAACUGGAACUCUACCAACUGAGAAACCCAACCGUCACAGUUACAUAGAGCCCGUACAAGGUUCUGUGUUGCAACAAUCAAAGAACUCAGUAGUUUUAACGCCGUCUAAAUCAUAUAGGACAUUGAGUGAUUCAAGGUCGGUUGGAAACCUGAAUGAAAUGAAAGUGCAUGGAGAGGAUCAGUCAUCUAGGUAUUUUCCUUCAAGCUGCUUGGAACUCACUGCUUCAAACAAUGCUUUAUCAACUGGAUCCAGUGAGAACCGGGUGGCACAGAAUCCUCCAGCUAUGAAUAAAAGUCUGGAAACUCGCAAACCAUCUACAAGACAUUCAACAAAUGAAGAUGAGCUUAAGGUUCCUGCUAGCCAUCUUGAAGGGGGUCAUUCACAUUCAGUGUCUGCUCCACAUGAGUCUUUUCCUUUUGACUUAAAUUAUCCCAGUCCAUAUGCCUCCAAAUCACGUUCACAGAGGCAUUCUAUGUAUAUUCCAAGGAAACAAGCAUCUGAAAUUAACUCUGGAAGUGCAGGACAGGGAAUGCCUACUAGGACAAAUAGUUUACAGAUGUUAUCUCCUCAAAUGCAACAUGCUCGGACGUCUGUCAAUAGAGGUUCUCUGGGCUCCUCACGUGAGGACUUUGCCGAAACUUCUGGGGUGGAGCAGUCCUUAACUGAUGGAAAGCAUAGCAGGCCACCAAUCAAAGAUUCUACCAGGGAUAAUACAGUGUCAUAUCACAGCCAUCAACAUCAGAUUGAGCCUGGAGGAUAUCAUGACAUACACUUAGAAGAUGGUAUAUCCUCAAAAGAAAAUAAAUAUGUAUUUUCGGACACAGUGCCCAGGGAUAGACGAGUACGAAGUUAUUAUGAAGAUUAUUCUUCUUUGGAGGGAACCUUCAGUGAGAGAGGACCAAUUAAUGUGCCAAUGCCUGGUAACAUUCAGUCAAAGCAUUCCAAAAGACACACUGCUGUGGACCUUUGGAGAAGUACAGAAAAUCUUAACAUUAACCCUCUGGAGCAAACAAAGGAAAAGGGGAAAGGUUUCUUCAGAGCAAUAAAAAAGAAGAAGAAGAAAUCACAAACGGCAGAAAACAACGAUGGAGAAAAUCCAAGUAUAAGAAAAUCACUCUUUCCUCUUUUUAGUGCAAAGAACCAUUUAAAACAUAUCUGUUCCUCAAGAGAACUUCCUAUAGUCAAUCUUCCCAUGAUGCCUAGUGGUGAUGGCCAUGAUCGCCAGGCAUUACAGAAAGCUCUACAGUCUCGUCAAAACAGAGGCAAGGAUUGGCCCACAGAUAAAAUGGUGGAUGAUCAGCCUCAGAAACAUCCCUUGAAAUCCCUUCGAAAGUUCUUGCAGCUCCCUACUUCAUUUAGUCACUCUGCUUCCUCAGAUGUGCGAUUUCAAGCUUUGCCAAGCCAGCCAGACAAAUCUACUCAUACUGAGGGUCGCCUCCAUGCAACAGGACAGUCUCAUAGCAGCAAUAUACGACAAGAUUCCCAGGCAAAAUCUAGGUCAAAUUUCCAACUACCUGGUCAAAUGGAGCCAAUCUGGCAUGUGCUACCAAGUGGCAGGACUGGAAUUGAUGGAGCCAUGAACUCUGAGCAGAUAAUCUCCAAGUCAAGUCAGAAUGGUCAUUCUCUACAUUUAACCAGAACAGCACGUCCCAGAAUGCCAAAUCUAAAUGAUUUAAAGGAAACAGCACUGUAAUUGUAGUUUGUGUUGUCAUACAAAAAAAAAUAGUGGUCUUAUUUUAGAUUAAUAACCUGUCAUUCAUGUAGUAAACAUUACUAAAGUAAUGUUUUCAGUUUUAAAAAAUAAUUGCACCAGUGAUAAGCAGAAUUAUUUUAAACUAAAGUUUUUCAAGAAAUCACCUAACAGUUGUGUAGAAAUGACAUGUAUAUAAUGAUUUCUAGGAAAGUUCAAUUCAUAUGGUGUUGGAAUUAUUCUGUAUCAGUUAAAUAGUUUGUAGUAACUAGCAAACAUUAUAUUUGUAUAUUACUGGGGAAAACUUAUUGGAGAUUGUCAUGGGAUCCACGUUUUCACAAGAGCACAAUGUUGUAGUGUACUACUGUUCAGUUUAUUCACAAGCUGCUGAUGUUUUCUGGCAUUUGGUACACUCUCUUCCUCAUAACUAUUAUAACUUGCAUUAUAUUUAAGCAUAUGAAUAGUGGCAUUUCAGCAACUAUGCUGGUAACUAUAUUUGCUGUGUGCGGUUAGCAGCUUGUCAAAGUUUGAUAAAAGGAUUUUAUUUUUGGUAUGUAAUAUAAAAUCUAUACAAAGUACUUUAUGAAAAUGAUAUAUAGAAUUAACUCAAAUUCAAUACUUACAAAUUGCUGUCAUUAACUGAAAAUGCAACUCAACACCUAUUUCAACCAAUUAUGUGUUACUAAAAAUGAUUGAGCCUACUUCACAUUUUAUGCAGCUAAGAUAAUAUUUUCAUUUGUUUGGGUAAUGGAUAAAAGGUUUCAAUCCAAUUACUUGGCUUGAACCAGGUGAAUUAAGGUUAAAAGUUUUAAUUUCUUCAUUUGUACUAAACUGAACUACAUAUACAAAAAAAAUUCUCAUGUACUUUAUGUAAGUUGUGAGAAUAUAGUUGGAAUUGGUUUCAGAACAUCCAAACCUCUAGUGUUGUCUUAGAUUAAGAAUAAUAUAUCAGUGAAAAGAUUGCAACAUGUUUUACAGAAAAGUUUAUUUCUGUUCUUCUCCAUAUAAGUUGUGUAACUCAUUAUCUUGACAUAUAAUUCUGUUGUAUAUUUGUACUAAACUUGCUUUGGCUCCUCCUAUCUUCUAAGAUUUGAUGCUUCUUUAUAUAUCAGUGCAGUAAUAUACUGUAUAUUUUGUUCCCUCAGGUGGAUGUAAUGAUACUAUAUUUUGAUUGCUUGAGUGUCACAGUAUUUUAUUGAUGAUGGCCUUAGAUAAUGUUAGUGGGUUAUGUUUGUGUAACAACCUUUUCCAGUGGUAAGCUUCCCUUAGUUGAUUACUGUGCUCACUAAAGGAUAAAAUGUAGAGUUCUCAUCUUCCCACUUUCCAGUCUGUGCCUAUUUCAUUUGCUGUGGAGCUGAUGGGAACAGAAUUUCCACAACACGUUUCAUACUGCGUGGUAGUUUUUCAGCAUCAUGCUGAUUCUGUAAUGAUGCUUUCUUGCUGGUAUGUCCUCUUUUUAAAAAAACUAUAUAUUUAUUGUGGCAAUGGGAUCUUCACCAGAGUCUAAGAAUGUCUAUUCAAACUGAGGUUCAAGUGAAUGACAAGCCCAGAAGGGCAGAUACCCUCCUGAAAUGGCUUGUAGCUAUUAUCUGGUACGAAAAAUAGUUAGCAACACAAUUGUACAUUUUCUAGAUUGUAUUUGCCCAUUAAAUUGAUUCAGUUACAGACUGUUCUCUUACGUUGGAACAUUGAAGUCAUUUCCAUGUUAAUUUUCAUCUUAACUGCCUCAAAUUCUGUUUUUGCACUUGCCUUAUCCAGUGCUUCCUGUUCAUUGGUGACCUCUUAUAACGUGAUUCUAUAAUCUUUUAAAAAAAGUGUUUUGGGAGAAAGCAGUGGGCAAAAGAAACAAACAAAAGUAAAACUCCACUUGAAAAUCUGAAUGAAAAAAUGGUUGAUAAAACAGAUCAGCUCUGAUUGCUCAUUAAUGAGAAAUGUUAAUGUUAUUUCUCUUGGAAUUGCUGCCUGAUAAACUUAUUAUUUUCCGAGUUUGCAUUAAAGAAAACUCUGGCCUUUUGCAUGAACAUUAGUUUUUUUUAAAAAAGAGAAGUAGUACCAGAUCAUAUGUCAGCCAAAAAGCAUUCUGAAGGAAAUUACCAAAACUCUCUUGUGUAAUUUAUAGAAAACCACAUACAGUAUAGUUUUCAGGCAAAAUUUAAAGAUUUGCAUUUCAUAUUUUCUGUUUGGAACAGACUGCACUUUUUAAAUAACAACCGAAGAACAGCCAAAGGUACAUGAACAAUAGAACAGCACAGGAACAGGCCUUCAGCCCACCAUGUCUGCACUGACUGUGAUGCCAAUAUAAAACUAAUCCUAUCCGCAUGCCCAUGGUCCAAAUCCCUUUAUUCCCUCCCAAUUUACGUAUCUGUCUAUCAUAUCUGUUUAUAUCACCUCCCUUGGCAGUGCAUUACGGCCACCUUCCACUAUCUAUAUAAAAGCAGGCUUGUCUUUUUAAACUCCCUCCCCCAUCUUAAAGCUACAUACCUAGUAUUUAACAUGUCCACAUGAAGGAAAAGACUAUCUACCUUUGCUACGGCUGUUAUAAGUUGAUAUACUUCUAUCGGGUCACCCCUCAGCCAAUAUUCCAGAGAAAACUAUUGCAAAGUUGUCCAAUGUCUCCUGCUAUCUUAUACACUCCAGUCCUGGGAAUGUGAACUACUACUUCACCCUCUCUAAAGUCUCCACAUUCUUUGCCUCUAGUGUGGCAUCCAAAACUGCACAUAGUGCUCCAAGUAUGGCAAAAGUAAGAUUUUAUACAGUUGCAAAUUGACUUGCCAUUUUUUUUUUACUUAGUGCUGCAAUUGAUGAAGGCAAGUAUGCUGUACACCUUCAUCCAACCUGUGUUGCUGCUAAGUAUCCUGCCAUUAACUGUGUACUUUCCUCUUGCAUUUGACCUUCCAAAAUACAACGCUUCACAUUUGUCUGGAUUGAACUCCAUCUGCCCAAAUUUUUAGCUGACGUACAAUCUGCAAUGUCCUUUCGCGACCCUCAUUGCUAUUCACAAUUUCACCAUUUUUUGGCAUCUGCAAGCUUUUAAUUAAAUAUCUACAUUUUCAUCCAAAUCACUCAUCUGUGAUUUAUGUAUACCACAAGCAAUAUGUUCCAGAAUGAUCAUCACAGAAGAUGAGUCAGAGACCUUUGGUCAGAAAUCAAAAUGUCUUUUAUGACCAAGCUAAUUUUGUAUCUAACUUAUCAACUCACCAUGGACAUCUUCAUAGUAUCUAUUUUUUUCUCUUAAAAUACACAUUCUGGGUGAAUGUCACCACAAUAAUGCUCCAAUAAUGUAUACAGUAGAAGUAACAGACUUAACUAGCUAAUGAAUACAUUGCAGUCAUAAUUUCCAGGCAUAUUUGUUUAAAACCAUUGAAUCAGAAUUGUAACAAUAUGCUAAAACAUUCAUUUUCAACUGAGACAUAGAGCUGAUUAGUUAGCAACAUCAGUACAGAAUUAUUUUAAAAGAUGUAUCAAUGAAAUUUUAUGAUAGGUGGAAUGGAAUUUGUGCACCUGAGUAGGUAAUAGAUUUCAUCAUUUAGUCAUAAUGAAUAAAAAGAUUUCAUCACCAGUGAUCAAAAAGCAUUAUAUUUAUGAACUUAUCCCAUGGCAAUAAAUGAUAAUUCAUCAAUAAACUUAAAUAUGUACCAGACUUUAAACAAGCAAGUGAAUAUUGAUUCCUAUAAAAAGAGGCCAUUGUGUGAACUAUCUGCAAAGUUAUCUUUUGUAAGAAAUUAUAAAUGGUAAUUUUCCAUUUUAAUUGCAAUGACAGUUGCAAAUAAGACUUGAUUUCUAAUUUACAUUUGAUCCUUUUCUUGCAAUAGGCCCUUAAUUCAGAAUAAUUUUUAAAAUUAUUUUUAGCAAGAUUUAAGUAGUUCAGUUUUAAAUGGUGUCUUUGCAUUCCAAACUUCCCAAAAUAGCAAAAUACUAAAUUUGCAGUAUAUCAAAUUUGUCCAGAUACUUUCUCCAAGUUUAACUAAUGACCUUACGCAUCCUUGAAAAUUGUGCCUUGUUGGUUUAUUUGCACAACAGUGUAUGAUUUCUUUCAAUAGUAUCUUGCCUUAUUGUUAUUUGAAAGAUUUUCACAACUUCUAAAUCAACAUCAUUUUUUAGGAAAGACUGAUUUGUGAUUAUGUUGCCAUCAGGUAAUAUGUGGUGGAUCAACAUUGUCACAUUUGGGUUCUUAUUUGGUCUCUCUUUUAGGAUUCUUGCAUGAUCCUGUUAGAUAAACUUUCCAGGUUCCUCACUGAGCUUGACUUUCAUAAUUUCCUCUGUUGUGCAGACUAAGUGAACAUUUAAGGAUAUAUAAAAUAGGAUAUUCAGUACAGACAGUGUAAUAUUCAAUUUAUUCAAUGGCCUCUGCCAUGUCACUGGUAAAGUAUGUCUGCUCUUUGUAAAGAAGCAUUCACACUAAUUUCCAUUUUGAAAUAUGCUUAUUUUAAAAUAUUCCAGAAACUAGGAAAUUCUUUGAAGUAUGAUGUUUCUAACAGUUACUGCAUACAUGUCUCUACUGGCCAGCUUCAGUAAUUAAUGAGAUCAGAUUAUCUGUAUCUCUAACAGACAAAAUAUAAAACUAGCAUUUGCUUUGAAACAAGUUGAUUUUAUAUUCUGCAGAAUUUUACGUUUUUAAAAAUGUACUGUUACAUUUGCUCUCAUUAUCUUUUUUACAUCAUACUUUUUCAUAUUAAAUGUUAUAUGGAAAGGUCAGUUCUCAGAAAUAAAACUUUAAAAAGUUGCACAAAACAACCAAUAUGCAGAGAUUUUUAUGCCACAUUUUUAAAGCUUUUAUACAAUAGGAAAUGAUAAAGUGUUAACCCAGGGUCUAAAUAAUUCAGCAGAAUAUAAACCAGCAAGUGUAAUUAGUGUUUAUGUAAAUUUUUGUCUGAAAGAAUGUUUCAUGCAUGCAGAUCCAAGUAAUACUUAACAGAUUUGUAUGGAUGUACACAGUGUAUUAUCUCUUAGGUCUUAAUAGUACAGAUGUAUAGGGUUAGAAAUUGCUAUUGGGCUGAAGAUAUUAAUGGGGAAAUUUAAUAAUCGUAAAUUGCUAUUUAAUAUUUUUCUGUUUAGAUAAUAUCCCAGAUGUACAAAGAAUAUGGAAAUAAAAGUUGUGUUAAGGUGUAUAUGUAUUUCUCUAAAGUAUUUAAUGCCUAGAGUCACAACUUAAAUUAUAUUUUAGGCAAAUACUUAAAAAACAAACUGUGCACAUGUUUUCAAAAAUUCAGGUCCCAGUAAACUCAAAAGUCUUUUCUUUUGGAAUUCUGUAAUGGCAUUGUGUGUAUAUGUCACAUAGUGGCAUUCUGGUUUAAGCUGUUGCUGUUAUUCCUUUUAAUUGAUGCAACAUAUAAAGCAUUUGUAAAUUGUUUAUAUAACAUUUUUAUGUUUGUAUAUUGAACCUUUAUGGUGUGUUUCCCAUCUGAAUGUACAACUAUGUUGUAAAAUUUAAUCAUAAUGUUGUCACUAAAUAUUGGCAUGAAAUUGGUUAAUUUUUACUAAGCACAAUGUAUUUUUGAAUGGAUCUUGUAAAACACACCUUUAUAAAAAUGCAAAUUUUGCACUAAAAUACCAAGUAUUCUUGCUUUUAAUACUGUAUAUAUACUGUAUAUGAUCAUAGUAGGUUUGUAAUAUAUAAAGGUAUGGUGGUUUACAGGAAAAAUCUCUUCUCAUGGGGUAUGUACUUGAAAUGGAGUUAACUACCUUUGUUUCCUUUUAUGUAUGGUAAUUGAAAAGUGCAGACAUUCACUGGAUUUUUUUAAAACUGUAAUUUCAUUGUUUCUUCUAGUGGAAAUUAAGUUUCUAUUUUGACUUGGUACAAAACCUGUAAUUCAAAUCAAAAGUGCAUUUUUUUUUAAUUUUACACCCUCCCAGAAAAGAGCAAAAUGCAUUUGGAGAGAAAAGGGGUGCAUUAUAAUGUUGAAAGAGAAGUAUUUACUUUGAAAGCAUAAGCUCUUAUGAUGAAAAUGGCUUUUCUUUGUUAAAGGCAGUAACUAACUAUGCAGUGGUUAAGUUUUCAACAGAUCCAUCAUAUUUUUAUAUGCACAUAACAGACUUGAUCUACCCCCUUGCAUAAUACACUUUUCUUGAAAUGUUUGUUAAAUUAUCCAAGGUGAAACUACGCUAAAAUACGUUAGAAUUAGAAUCUAGUUUAAUAUAUCUGGCACACAGAAGCAUAGAAAACCUACAGCACCAUACAGGCCUUUCGGUCCACAAAGCUGUGACGAACAUGUCCUUACCUUAGAAAUUACCUGGGCUUACCCAUAGCCCUGUAUUUUUCUAACCUCCAUGUACCUAUCCAGGAGUCUCUUAAAAGACCCUGUUGUUUCUGCUGCCGGCGGCAGCCCAUUCCACACACUAACCACUCUCUGCGUUUUAAAAAAAACUUACUCCUGACGUCUCCUCUGUACCCACUUCCAAGCACCUUAAAACUAUGCCCUCUCGUGCUAGACAUUUCAGCCCUGGGAAAAAGCCUCUGACUAUCCACACAAUCAAUGCCUGUCAUCAUCUUAUACACCCCUAUCAGGUCACCUCUCAUCCUCCGUCACUCCAAGGAGAAAAGGCCAGGUUCACUCAACUUAUUCUCGAUAAGGCAUGCUCCCCAAUCCAGACAACAUCCUUACAAAUCUCCUCUGCACCCUUUCUAUGGUUUCCAUGUCCUUUCUGUGGUGAGGCGACCAGAACUGAGCACAGUACUCCAAGUGGGGUCUGACCAGGGUCCUAUAUAGAAACAUAGAAACAUAGAAAAUAGGUGCAGGAGUAGGCCAUUCGGCCCUUCGAGCCUGCACCGCCAUUUAUUAUGAUCAUGGCUGAUCAUCCAACUCAGAACCCAGCCUUCCCUCCAUACCCCGUGACCCCUGUAACCACAAGGGCCAUAUCUAACUUCCUUUUAAACAUAGCUAAUGAACUGGCCUCAACAGUUUGCUGUGGCAGAGAAUUCCACAGAUUCACCACUCUCUGUGUGAAGAAGUUUUUCCUAACCUCGGUCCUAAAAGGCUUCCCCUCUAUCCUCAAACUGUGACCCCUCGUUCUAGACCUCCCCAACAUCGGGAACAAUCUUCCCGCAUCUAGCCUGUCCAAUCCCUUUAGGAUCUUAUACGUUUCA
Molecule: messenger RNA, 10393 nt
Organism: Mobula hypostoma (lesser devil ray)
Lineage: Eukaryota; Metazoa; Chordata; Chondrichthyes; Myliobatiformes; Myliobatidae
Gene: cdkl5
Product: cyclin dependent kinase like 5
Exons: 19
Coding region: 259-3312 (1017 amino acids)
Biological process (GO): protein phosphorylation; positive regulation of axon extension; regulation of dendrite development
Cellular component (GO): nucleus; dendrite cytoplasm
Molecular function (GO): ATP binding; protein kinase activity
Source: RefSeq, a predicted model, not a curated record